AUAGGACGUACAUAGGUUCAGUUCUAGGUUGUAGUUGUCUAUUUUGAAUUCAUAUUCUGAAAAUACUGAAGCUGAGGCCAACAGUUUGUUCUAGAACACCAUGAUGCUGUGGCUGUUUGUUUUGGCAGUCCCUGCUGUAAUUGCCAUUGAUCCUGACUACUACCCCAUGAUCAUGGGUUCUGAAGCAGGCAAGGCGAUGUGCAAAACAGGAUAUUUCAAGGCCGACACUGAUAAUUGCUGCUCCUAUCACCAGUGCUAUAACAGCAACCAGGGUAUCAUGGCCUACAAACGCUGGUGUUGGGAGCCGAUGGUUUGGAAUGAGGAGUCCUGCACGUGUGAUUUCCCUCGAUAUGUCCCUGGCUGUGAUAAUUUGCCGAGUGACUGCUGGGGUUCCCCAGACGACCACAAGGCUCCUCCGUUCUGCGAAAUUAAUGAUCCAGAUACUGAAUGUUGUCAAGGUGUUUUUGACAGAAAUACCCCUGCAAGUCAGAGUCAACCGGGAGUAAAGUACAUCACCAAACUUCCAAACACAAACACUUCUGCGUAUAAAAUCUGUACUUCGGAUGACAUUAAUUAUUGUCCGGAUGCUAUGGAUUUUGAUCUAGCAACAUGUUGUUGCGAGGAAAAUAUAAAAGAGAUGUGCAAUUGUUAUGAUUGGCAAUUCAAGAGAAAGGAUUCCUUUGUUGAUGUUGACUGCGGCGCAGUACUGAACAAGGGUAAUUGCAAGGUCAACAAGGAUCUAAAUGCGACAGAGGGCAUAGUUGGACAAAAUGGUACUGAACUAGACACGUACGCUAGAUGCAGCGGCAAUCAGGGAAUGGAACUAGACAUAUUCAAAAAGGGAUACUUUGGAAACAAGUUUGUGUUCGCGAUGUACUUCAGGUGUGACGAAGAUAGUGGUAAUUGUGUUGACGGUUUGCUGCUGGACAACGGUGUUAAUGCUGCAGGGCAGGGUAUCACUCCAACAAUUGUAUCCGCUAUUCCCGGGACUUCAAACACUGUUACGACGAUGAUUGGUGAAACAACAUUCGAAAAUCCACUAACCGAGAGCUCCACCGACUGGCAUUACUUGGUCAUCAAUUGUGAUUGGAACGCUUUGCGGUACGUCAUCGAGUGUAAGACCGAAGUCGGCACCCAGAACAGAAGAGGAACGCCAGUCGUACAGGACCUUGAGCGAGAUAUGUACGCUCUCGAAGGAACAAAAUGCCCCCUUACCGUUGGUCAAUUUACGGGAGAUAUUGAUGACUUUGUCAUUUGUCAGUUCCCUUGGACUGAUGACGACACUGCAGAUUGGAUCAAUAACCCUGACAAGGUGCCACGAAACAGGCAUUAGACUGAACGAAAAGACUAUCCAUUGUUACUACAUUGUCGGAUACCCCAUCUGGUUCAGAUAUACGUGUCUUUUGUUUAUAAAUAUGUUUUGUAAAAAAUGAACAUGUCCAACCCAUUUGUUCCAUGGUCAUGUUCUGGUAAAUUGAACCAAUAAACUUGAGAACUGAAAAAUUUAAUUUUUAUAAUUUAUGUUUUGGUUUCUACUUACUAUAAUUUGUAUAAGGACGUUUGGUCACCUUGUGCGCGGCAAAGGAUAAUUAGAUUUUUGAAUAACAGUGGUAAUAAAUGUAUAAAAAUAGAGUUUUGAAUAAGGACAGGUUGAAAUUGUAUUAUCGUUAAUCAUAUACACUUGCAGUAAAACCUCUCAAGUGGAACACCUCCUAGAACCUUCAUUUCGAAGGCAGAUACAGGUAGAUAUAAUUAUGGCCCUCGUGAAAGUAUUUAGACUAAUAAUACUGAAAUGUUUAAAAUGCUGUUUUGUUAAACUACUUUUAAGUAUCAGAUGUAGGACUUUUCAUUGAAAUAUAUUUCAAACAGGUGAGGCAUAAAGCAUCCAUUGCCAGUGGGAUACAUCUUUGACAUUGCGCUGUUCUCUUCCACAGUUUGUGACAUAUCCUGGCAGAACCUGUUUUGUAUAUACUCUCCUUGACACAUAUCUAUUUUUUAUGAAAUUAAGCAGGUCCGUGACGAUACAUUCACAUAUAGCAGUGAUGAAUAAUGUAAUGUAUAUCAGAUAGUCCAGGAAAUCGACCAAACUUUAUGCAUAUCCUACGCUUUUCAAAGAGCAGUUUUAUAGAUUUCUUAUGAAGUUUAGCGGGUCCAUUACGAUACGUUCAUGUAUUUCAAUGAAC
Messenger RNA from Owenia fusiformis, 2183 nucleotides. The record is from the annotation of a GenBank genome assembly. NCBI's taxonomy places the organism in Eukaryota, Metazoa, Annelida, Polychaeta, Sabellida, Oweniidae.